This is a messenger RNA of Drosophila willistoni, 1061 nucleotides long. RefSeq names its product trypsin. Gene Ontology annotation, molecular function: serine-type endopeptidase activity. The record is from RefSeq and is a predicted model, not a curated record. Gene Ontology annotation, biological process: proteolysis. The transcript has 4 exons. Lineage: Eukaryota; Metazoa; Arthropoda; Insecta; Diptera; Drosophilidae. Bases 81 to 1013 code for a protein of 310 amino acids.
UUGUCAUAUAUAUAUUUUAAUUAUAGUUUUUUCUUUUGGAAAACUGCCAAAUUAUUGAAAUACUUGGGUUACAUUUUGAUAUGGGAAAAUCGUUGAUAUUUUCCCUAUUCAUGCAAUUAAUUCUCUCCGUUUGCUUGGGGGCUGAAGGACAUCGUCAAUACAUUAUACAUCCCAAAGUGGUGGGUGGCUACCCUGUAACUAUCGAAGAAAUCCCAUACCAGGUAUCGAUAAGAUAUCGAGAGAUUCACGAAGGCUCUGGUCAUGUUUGCGGCGGAUCGGUGAUAUCACAGCGAGCUGUCUUAUCAGCAGCGCAUUGCUUUGUUAUAAAAACUCAAGAGUCCGUGCGUUAUCGGGAGGCCAAUCUUUAUAUUGUUGUUGCUGGCGGUGAUCAAAUUAAUCAGGCUGAUCAAAAUACAUUAGAAUAUUCUGUGCAGGAAAUCAUUGGACAUCCGGAUUAUAAUAAAACAACUCUGGAGAAUGAUAUAGCCAUGUUAUUUAUUAAUGGCUAUAUACCCUGGCAAUCGAGAACAGUUCGUGCCGUCUCUCUGGCCGAAAUGCCACCACCUGAAGGUCAAAUAUGUUUAGUCAGUGGAUGGGGUAAAAUCAACAAGACAAAUGAAACCACCAGAUUGCAACAGGCUCCAGUGCCAGUUUUAAAUAAUCGAACUUGUGCCGCCAUUUAUCUGGUUAUUGCAAUUUCCCAGAUGUGCGCCGGUUAUCUUCAAGGUGGCAUUGAUGCCUGUAAAGGUGAUUCGGGUGGUCCUCUUAUCUGCUCUGAUCAAUUAUCAGGCAUUGUAUCCUGGGGUGUGGGCUGUGCCGAUGCCGGUUAUCCUGGUGUUUAUACAAAUGUUUCAUACUAUAUCGAUUGGAUACGUGCGACGAAUGCAUCAUUUGAUUAUUCAGUUUAUUUGGAUAUGCGAAAUUCGGAUGUCCAGCGUCUAAGAAAUUGCAAUCUCUUGCUGAUCAAUCUGGUUCCUAUGCUUGCUUAUCUCAGUACUUUAGUGUUGUAUUAAACGAAUAAAUCGAUAGGAGUUCCAGAUAUCUAAUCGCUAUAAAAGGAA